Molecule: messenger RNA, 468 nt
Organism: Mucor mucedo
Lineage: Eukaryota; Fungi; Mucoromycota; Mucoromycetes; Mucorales; Mucoraceae
Exons: 2
Coding region: 1-468 (155 amino acids)
Source: RefSeq, a predicted model, not a curated record
AUGUCUACCAUCGCUAUUGCUCGCAAUCCCCCUUACGAUCUUCUUCUUUUAGAGAAAGAUAGACGUAGAGAAGAAGAACUUAACCUUCUUACUAGAUUCAGCAGAUUUGAUCAGACAAUUACUUUGGACGAUAUCAAGGCUGCUUUAGGUAAACGCCACGACGAAGGCCUCCCCGUACCUGAUCGUCCCCGUGCCAUCAACAGGUUCAACUUCUUCUGCCAACAGGAAAAGGAGAAGUCUAUUGAAAAAGAAACUCUUGUCCAACUUGCUUCUUUUGACGAAGAUACUGGUAUUGGUGAAAUUGCGGGUGAGCAAACCGUUGCCAGUGGUUUGACAACUCAAAUUUUGGCAGCAAAGUACCGAAAUUUGACGGAAAUCGAAGCUGAGACGCUUGACGCCAAGGUUGUGUCGUUGAGCAUCAUCAGGAGAAUGGAAUCUCGUGUGAAUUCAGGGUUGACAAAUCCCUAA